UCAAGACCUAAAAAUUUUUUAAAACAUCUCUUGUCUCGAAAUAUAUCUCAAUAGUUUACUGGCGAAAAGCAUACUUUCCUUUUCGUUAAAAGUUGUUUCCCUCCCCCCACCCCUCCAAUCCCAGCACCCUUACUGUUUGUUUACAAAUGAAGAACUCUAGCCUGAUGUGCGUGCCACUGUUCGCAAAGCCAUGGAGUGCGACACAGAAUUUCAAUAUAUCGCAAGGAACCAGUGGACGGUUCUUAUAGCUGUUAUUGUCGUUGUAUUUUGGAGCUAUAUCUACUUCGCUUGGCCGUCUGAUCUCCCUUUGCCAGGACCUAAACCAUGGCCUUUCCCGAUCAGUGCGAUCAUUUAUUCCAGAGCGGUGAAGCGUCUUGGUGGAACGCAUGGGCUUCAGUUUGAGUAUUUUAAGAAGUAUGGAAGAGUUUAUAAGAUGUACAGCUCUGGAAGAAUACCAACUAUUUGUGUGAUGGAGCCGGAAAUGAUCAAACAAAUAAUGGUUAAGGAUUUCAUGAAGUUUCGAAAUCGCGGUCUACCACUAACGCUCCCCCCUCCGUUGGAUUCAGAGAUGUUCUUGGCGAAGUACCCGAAGUGGAAGAGAGUUAGGAAAGUGAUAGCACCAGCCUUUAGCGGCUCGAAGCUCAAAGGGACAGUUGGACUGAUCGAGGGAGCAGCAGAGAGAAUGAAUGCUAAGUUAGAGUCCUACUCACAAACUGGUGAGAGUGUUGAGAUGACCGACCUCUUCAGCCUUUGCAUUCUGGAUGUCAUCCUGUCCUCAGCUUUUGGCGUCGACACAAGUGAUUUUCAGACAAGCUCAGAUCACACACUCCUCAACAAAGCUAAAGUCAUUUUCAAUCGACCAUUCCUUAUCGCUAUAAUUGGUGUUCUUCCGUUCGCAAAUUUCCUCUCAAGGUUUGUGGAUGUUGUUGGGAAUGCUGGGUUCUUCAUGGAUCUCGGCUGGAAUAUUAUCCAGCAGAGAGAACGACAGAAAAGCUCUGAUCGUUAUGAUGUUGUACAAAUCAUGAUUGAGGCAAACCAAACAGUAAUUGAUGGUGAAAGUAAACUGAAUGAGAACGAAAUGAGAGCCACUUGCUUGAGUUUCCUGGCUGCAGGCUAUGAGACCACUGCCACCACCCUUAUCAAUGCCAGCUACUUCCUGGCCACCAAUAACCACGUCCAGGAAAAGCUUGCUGAGGAGAUUAAAUCAGCUCUGGAGAAAGAUGGAAAUAUGUCAACUUAUGACUUUGUUCACUCUAUUGAUUACCUGGACUGGGUGAUAAAAGAAGUUCUGCGCCUCUGUCCGCCAGGUCAUCGUCACUUGAGAGAAUGCGAGGAGGAGUGUGUUAUCAAUGGCGUGACGUUUUCCAAGGGCGUGUACGUGCAAAUUCCCACGUACUCGAUCCACCACGACCCUGACGUAUGGCCGGAUCCCUUCACCUUCGACCCUGAGCGCUUUUCACCGGAGCAAGAGAGUACCAGACACCCGUUCACAUACCUUCCAUUCGGGGCAGGACCUCGCCAAUGCGUCGGGAUGCGUUUUGCCAACAUGGUUAUGAAGAUUACACUCGUGCAGAUCCUGGCGGCGGGGUACAGGUUUAGGGUGUCUGAGAAGACCACGCCCCUUGUCCUGAGAUCCUUUGUCCAGUUAAAACCUUUGGCGCCGAUUUACCUGAAGUUUGAAAAAGUUGAAUAGGCAGGUCAUCUAUGAUGUUACAUGCUAUCGUGUGUGCUGGCUGAAGGAUCUACAUAUCAACCGACCAACAUUUCAGCCAUACAGGGAGUUCCCAAGAUACUAAUCAAAGUAGAGGAACGAAUUUUUGGGACAACCUUUUAAACCGUCAGUAGCCUGAAAGCAGGUCCAGAUUACCAAGCUGUCCUCAUUACCGUUGUCUUUGAUAUAGGAUGCUAACUUUGUGUUUUUUUUAAAUAACGUCAUGUAAUAUAAAUAUGAUUUUUAUUCUUAUUUUUAGAUCAACUUAGGGACAAUUAAUAAUAUUGAUAACCAGUUAUUAACAAUUUAAAAAUGAUUUAACUUAAGCGAUGAAAGGAUGGUAAAAAAUGUUUUGUCCAAAGUUGUCCCAAGCUCUUACUAAAGAUAAACUGAAAUAAACACGAAAAUUGUAAACUCUCCCAAAAA
Nematostella vectensis (starlet sea anemone) is the source of this 2137-nucleotide messenger RNA. RefSeq names its product cytochrome P450 3A2. The coding region runs from base 191 to 1693 and encodes 500 amino acids. The record is from RefSeq and is a predicted model, not a curated record. The transcript is spliced from 4 exons. Lineage: Eukaryota; Metazoa; Cnidaria; Anthozoa; Actiniaria; Edwardsiidae. Gene Ontology annotation, molecular function: iron ion binding; steroid hydroxylase activity; oxidoreductase activity, acting on paired donors, with incorporation or reduction of molecular oxygen.